GUUUACUCUUUAAUAAUAUUUACUGUAAUAAUAUUAUACAUAUUCACUGAUGAAUUAUCAUCAAUAUUUACCGAUAUCAUCCCAUGUAACAAAGUUAAUUCUGGAAUUUGCUUAAAAUCUAAUGAUAUUAAUAAUAUUGAAAAUAUAAAUGAAACGAAUACGGAAAUAGAUACUCCAAUUUUAAUAAAACCUGAACCUCUACCGGUAGAACCUGUAGAUUCAGAAAGAUUUUUUACCUAUGUUCCACAUUCUGGUUUACAUAAUCAAAGGAUUGCUUUCGAAAAUGCUAUAUAUUUGGCUUGGUCUUUAAAUCGUACGUUAAUAUUACCUCCAUUAUUAUUAGGAAAACGUUUCGGUUAUACGGAUUAUGAUAUAAUGUUAAGUAGAUUACUCCCAUUAAAAUCCGAUAAAUCAAAUUUAGAACAAGAUUGUGUUCUAGAAAAAAAAAAUAAGCCAAGAAAAUUUAUUGAACAUUGUAUCGAUUUUCAUAAUUCAUAUAUGUUAACAACUUGGAAUCAAUUAUUUGAUCUAUCAUUCAUUGAAAAACAUGUUAGAAUAAUUUAUAAUCAUCGAGUAAAUAUACCAAAAUUAGUUCAUGAACAAUUAAAAAUAGAUGAUGAAGAAAAAGAUGUUUAUUAUGAUAAACUUUAUCCAGGUUAUCAUGCUUUCUUUGAAUCUUCAAUUCCAUCUGAAAAAGUUGGACAAAUCGCGGAUGGAAGAAUUCAAAAAUAUUAUAUUUUAAAUCAAUUUAAAAAUAAUUCACAAAAACUUUUAGUUUUUGCAAGUUUAUUCGGUCCUGGUACUUUUGUAAGACAAUCAGAGAAAAGUGAAGAUUUUUUUCAUGUAAUACAAAAAUCAAUUCUUCCUAAAAAUGAGAUUAUGUUAAAUGUUGUAAAAAGAAUUUCAGAUAAAAUGGGUGGAACUUUUAAUUAUUUAUCAUUUCAUGGAAGAGCUGGUGAUGGUCAUUAUAAACUUUUAGCAGAUGAACGUAUAGCGAAUGUGAUAAAUAAUCUUAGGAAAGAUAUGCCUGAUUUUAACAAAAUUAAUAUGAAUCUUUACAAUAAUUUAACUGAUUCAGAAAGACAUGAAUUAUGUUUUAAGAACAUUGAACUUUCUCCAAGAGCAAAAAAAUUUUCUCGAUUUACACGUAUUUUUAUUGCUAGUGAUGUACCAAAAUCUUCUCCUCCUUUACAAGUCAUAUUUCAAACAUUUCCAUGUGCUUACAUGAUGUCUGACUUUGAAGAGGAAUUAGAACCUUUAAAUCAAAUAAUUAAUACUGUUGAUAAACAAAAUAUGUAUAAAUUCAUUUUACCUUUGGUAGAUUUAAUGGUUGGGUCGAACGCGAAUAAACUUUAUACGAUGGGUAAAAGUACAUUUGCAAGUUAUAUGAAAAGAUAUCAUAAUCAUUUAGUAGAUGAAAGUAAAAAACAUUAGA
Molecule: messenger RNA, 1435 nt
Organism: Rhizophagus irregularis DAOM 181602=DAOM 197198
Lineage: Eukaryota; Fungi; Glomeromycota; Glomeromycetes; Glomerales; Glomeraceae
Source: RefSeq, a predicted model, not a curated record